AUGACUCUCAAAUACCUCAUUACCGGUGCCACUGGUGGACUCGGCAGCCAGGUGCUUGCCUACCUAGUAGCCAAUGUCCCUUCGUCCGAGUACGCUGCUGCUGCCUCCAGCGAAGCAAGCCGGGAACGCUUUGAAAGCCAGGGCAUUGCUUUCCGGGUUGCCAACUUUGAUGAACCGGCUACGCUAGACUCGGCGUUUGCAGAUGUCGAGAAUUUGUUCUUUAUCAGUACCAAUACGUUUGACAAUGCCAAACGUCAAGUGCAGCAUCAAACUGUUGUCGACGCAGCCAAGCGCGCUGGUGUUAAGCAUACAUGGUACAGCUCUCUUGCAUUCGGUGGCCUUCGCUCAGACUCGAAGAUAAGCGUGCAACAAGCUCACCUAGAGACCGAAAGAAUGUUGAAAGAGUCCGGGAUCACCUACACAUCCAUCCGUGAAGGUAUUUACGGCGAUGCAUUCCCACUCUUUCUUCAGUGGUAUCCCAGUACAGAAACCAUCUACAUUCCGGAUGAUGGGGAAAUCACAUAUACGUCGCGAGUGGAACUCGGUGAAGCCAACGCAAGAUUGCUCAUUAAAGGCGGCCACGAAAACGAGAUUGUUCUUCUUACCGCAAAUGAACCCCUUCGAGCGGCAGAUAUCAUCAAGAUAAUUAACGAAACCACUAACCGGAAUGUAAAGCUCACCAUUGUCUCUCCAGAGGAGUAUGUCAGAUAUCAUACGGAAAACGAUAUAGGCAAGAAAGCGGAAGGAUUCUGGCGAAGUAGGUUGACUUGGUUUGAUGGCAUAGCGAAGGGCGAUGCAAAGGUGUCAAAUCCACUGAUGAGGGAGCUUCUGGGCAGAGAGCCAAAGACUGGAAGCCAACAGAUUCGGGAGUUUCUAGGAGAGAAUCCCAACUACACCUGGCACCAGAACUAUGCGGAUAAGGCUCAGUAUCGGGCUACCCUGCCACAGAAAAAGUGA
Talaromyces atroroseus is the source of this 957-nucleotide messenger RNA. RefSeq lists its product as hypothetical. The record is from RefSeq and is a predicted model, not a curated record. Bases 1 to 957 code for a protein of 318 amino acids. The transcript has 3 exons. NCBI's taxonomy places the organism in Eukaryota, Fungi, Ascomycota, Eurotiomycetes, Eurotiales, Trichocomaceae.